AUGGAACCUGUUUCCAAUCAAGACUCAUCACUUAGUGUAGGCCAACAGAAGCCAUUAUUACCUUCAAAGAGAAAAGCUACAACAGAAUCCUUCUCCAAUAAUCCCUUACCUCUUCAUUCAUCAAUUCCAAACAAACGUGUAGUUCAAAUAGAUGCUCAUGUAAAUUCAAGUUCACCUCGUGUGUCACCACUCUCUGUGAACAAGAAACAAACGCAAGUUCAAAGUGAGUCAUAUGUAUGUGCAAAAAUAAGGGAAAAUUUAGCUGCUGCUUUGUCUGUUGGCAUUCAGAACAAAGAGGAACUUUCAAAUGAAGAUAAGAAUGUGGGCCCUCAGUCUACACCUACUACUGACGUGGACAUCAAGGAGACAAGUGAGGGACAAAAGCCUCAGUAUAACUAUGGAAAUGGGUUGUCAUGGGCAUGGGAUAUGGAAGUAGAUGAAAAGUCAAAUUUAGUGCCAAUACGUCAACAGGGUCAAGGUGUUGAAAAUGGAAAUGGUAAUGGUGUUGAAGAGGUGAUUGAUUAUCCUCAAGAAUUGGGUUUGAAGAUUGAAGGUGAACUGUUUAAGCUGUUUGGAGGUGUGAAUGAGAAGUAUAAAGCAAAGGGUAGGUCUUUGAUGUUCAAUUUAAAAGACCGAAGUAACCCUAAGCUUAGAGAGAAAGUUCUAUUCGGUAAAAUCUCGCCUGAAAGAUUGUGUUCAAUGACACCAGAGGAACUUGCUUCUAUGGAGCUUUCGGAAUGGCGAAUGGCAAAAGCUGAGGAAUUGGAUAAAAUGAUAGUAUUACCUGAUUUUGAUGUUGAUAGGAGGCGUUUGGUUAAAAAAACACAUAAGAGUGAGUAUCAGGUGGUUGGCUUUGAACAUGUCCUUUGUUUAUUUUUCUUGUUUGUAAUUGCAAAAAUGGGGUCUAAACCAGUGGAGUAUUUAAUAAAGGCUUCAUCAAGGGCACACUUUUCUGGAUUUCACAUGAAUGGGAUGCAGGCAAGAAGUUCACAGUUACAGGAAGGGUAG
Molecule: messenger RNA, 1008 nt
Organism: Lactuca sativa (garden lettuce)
Lineage: Eukaryota; Viridiplantae; Streptophyta; Magnoliopsida; Asterales; Asteraceae
Source: RefSeq, a predicted model, not a curated record